Molecule: messenger RNA, 2215 nt
Organism: Momordica charantia (bitter melon)
Lineage: Eukaryota; Viridiplantae; Streptophyta; Magnoliopsida; Cucurbitales; Cucurbitaceae
Gene: DFL2
Product: Auxin-responsive GH3 family protein
Cellular component (GO): cytoplasm
Molecular function (GO): acid-amino acid ligase activity
Source: RefSeq, a predicted model, not a curated record
UCUCUCUCUCUCUAUAUCCCUAUCUCUAACCAUGAUAAUUCAUUGGUAUUAUUCCUAUUCCUAGUCCUACUUCUGGUUUUCGGGCCUUUUAACCGUACCCCAGACGAAAUCUCCACUACAAAACCCACCAGAGACACAGAGACAGAGAUAAUCUUUAAUGGAGGCCGAGGCCGAGGCCGGUGGUGCAGGUAAUGAUCACGGUGAGUUGAGCGAGAAGGAGCAGGAAAUCAUUGAUUGGUUCGAGCAAGUGACGAGUGACGCAGGCGUGGCUCAGUCCCGCACUCUCCGCCAGAUUCUCCAACAGAACUGUGGCGUUGAGUACCUGAAGCCAUGGCUGGGAGAUGUCAAUAUCCACCAAAUCCAAGACGACGACUCCGCAUUGGAAUCUCUCUUCACUUCCUCCGUACCACUUUCCUCCCAUCCCCAUUUUGAGCCUUUUCUUCAAAGAAUCGCAGAUGGCGACUCUACCCCAUUACUAACUCAACUACCCAUCAAAACUCUCUCUUUAAGUUCUGGCACCACGGAAGGCCGACAGAAGUACGUACUCUUCACUCCCCAUAGUGCUCAGACUACACUCCUCAUAUUUCGCUUAGCCGCUGCUUACAGAUCCAGGGUUUAUCCCAUAAGGGAAGGAGGGAAGAUUGUGGAGUUCAUUUACAGCAGCAAACAGACCAAAACCAAGGGAGGUAUAACCACCGGAACCGCGACCACGCAUUACUACGCGAGCGAAGAAUUCAAAAUCAAGCAGCUGAAAACGCAGUCGUUCACGUGCAGCCCGGAAGAAGUGAUUUCGGGGGGAGAUUACAAGCAAUCCACAUACUGCCACCUCCUCCUGGGCCUCUUCUUCGCCCACCAAGUCGAGUUCGUCACUUCCACUUUCGCCUACACCAUUCUCCAGGCCUUCAACCAACUCGAAGAGGUCUGGCCCGACAUUUGCCGCGACAUAACCCAUGCCUCGCUCUCCUCCACAGUCACCAUUCCCAAAAUGCGUAGGGCUGUUCUAGACAUCAUCUCCCCCAACCCAUCUCUCGCUUCCUCCAUCCGAGCCUCCUGCCAACGCCUCCGGGCCCGGGAUUGGUUCGGUCUGAUCCCCGAGCUGUGGCCCAAUGCCAAAUAUGUUUACUCCAUAACCACCGGCUCCAUGCAGCCGUAUGUCAAGAAAUUGAGGCACUACGCUGCGGGGCUGCCGUUAGUGAGCGCUGAUUAUGGAUCCACCGAGAGUUGGAUUGGCGUCAACGUGGACCCUUCUCUUCCCCCCGAAAACGUUACUUUUGCCGUGGUUCCUACUUUCUCUUAUUUUGAGUUCAUCCCACUUUUCAGACAACACCAAAACCAAAACCAAAUAUGUUCCUCCGAUUUUGAUAUUGGCGUUGAUGACUUCUUGGAAGGCGAACCGGUUCCGCUGUCUCGAGUCAAGAUUGGACAACAGUAUGAGGUUGUUCUUACUACUUUCACAGGGCUUUAUAGAUGCAGGUUAGGGGACAUAGUAGAAGUGAGUGGGUUUCACAACAAGACGCCCAAACUGAGCUUUAUAUGCAGAAGAAAGCUGGUGCUAACCAUAAACAUCGACAAGAACACGGAGAAGGAUCUUCAAAUGGUGGUUGAAAGAGGGGCCCAGCUGCUGGGCGACAAAAGUCAAAGCGGAGCCGAAGUAGUUGACUUCACCAGCCACGCCGACGUGGCCGACCAGCCAGGCCACUACGUCAUCUUCUGGGAAGUCAAAGGUGACGUGGAGGAUGCAGUUCUGGGAGAGUGCUGCACCCUCAUGGACGCUGCGUUCGUGGACCAUGGCUACGUGGUGUCCCGAAGAUCCAACUCCAUCGGACCUCUCGAGCUCCGGGUCGUGGAGAGAGGAACUUUCAAGAAGAUUCUGGAACAUUGUAUUGGAAACGGAGGCGCACUUAGCCAAUUCAAGACCCCUCGAUGCACCACCAACCAACUUCUUCUCUCCAUUCUCAAUCUCUCCACCGUUAAAACCUUUCGCAGCACCGCGUACGCCUGACCCGCGCCAAACGACGACGUCCAAUUGCGCACUGGUAAUUUAACCAACUUUCCUUUCGCUUCUAAUUUAAUUCCAUCUCCUCAUUACAAUUAAUUAAUUUAUUGUAAUAUUUACCAAUUUUAAAUCAUUUUCGGAUCUGAGUUUUCCCUGUCUCUCUUUUCUGCUGCACGCCCUUGUUCUUUUUGCCUUCACAUCCAAAAAUCCCAUAUUUUA